Ustilaginoidea virens is the source of this 2073-nucleotide messenger RNA. RefSeq lists its product as uncharacterized. The transcript is spliced from 4 exons. The record is from RefSeq and is a predicted model, not a curated record. Lineage: Eukaryota; Fungi; Ascomycota; Sordariomycetes; Hypocreales; Clavicipitaceae. The coding region runs from base 1 to 2073 and encodes 690 amino acids. Gene Ontology annotation, biological process: carbohydrate metabolic process.
AUGUCAGUGAUGAGAAUGCUGCAGUCCUUGAACGCCCUCAGCUGCAGAGUCUUGUUGGUGCUUUUCAUCUCUACCGCAGCCGGCAUUUCCGUUGCUGAGCUUCCGCCAUGUUCAGUACUUCGUCAAGAAGCUCCCCACCCCUGCCGUCCGCCGGCAGAAUCGUUCUUGAGUGCACAAAAUGACGCCGCGCCUUGCUGCCGCGACCCGAGGAUAUUAGAGGACGCUUACAGCGCCCUUGCAGUCUUGCAAAAUGUCUACUACGAGGCCACGAAUGGCACAUGGCCUACGUCUAUCGAUUGGACAGGUGCCGUGGUUGAAACCAUCAUAUCUGGCAUGCUAAGUACGAUGACCAAGGCGCUUGAUUCAGUGGAAGACGAAUACGUCUGGACCCAGAAAGAAGACUUGAUAUCCACCUUGUAUUCCCACGUCACUCAUUCCUUCUUUGGGCAAAACGCGACUGGUAUUCUUGAUCAGGCAUACGACGAUAUCUUAUGGGUCGUUCUCGGCUGGGUCGAGGCCAUCAAGUUUGUGCGUCUCCAUUCCUCGCUUCACCAUCCCGGCAGACACCAAAAGUGCUUGGACCUUCCUGAAAAACUCGCAUCAGCUCUCCGUAACGCUCCUUGGCAUGGGUCCAGCUGGGUUUGCGCGUUUGCUGAGAGAGCUCGUGCGUUCUGGGAUUUCGCCAUCACCGGCUGGGACACUAAGCUUUGCCACGGCGGGAUGAACUGGAACCCCAGGCUUGUCCCAUACAAAAAUGCCAUUACCAAUGAGCUCUGGAUCUCCGCAUCCAUCUCAAUGUACGAAUACUUUUCCAACGACAAGUUUAACGAAACGUGCCUUUCUAGCAAAGGUUUCCCGACCAACGAUCAAGCGUAUUUGACUGCCGCCCUCGUCGCAUAUCAGUGGCUCAAGGAGGUCAACAUGACCAACAGUCAAGGGCUGUACGCUGACGGAUUCCACGUCGACAUGGGGAAGCCCGGCAAUGUGGAAUGUGACCAACGCGAUGAGAUGGUGUACACCUACAACCAAGGUGUGGUCUUGACCGGCCAGCGAGGUUUGUUCAAAGUGACUGGUGAUCCGUCCUAUUUGGAGCAAGGCCAUCUCCUCAUUCAAAACGUCAUCAACUCUACCGGGUGGGACUUGGGUAAAAACGCCCCCAUGGACGAUGUUGACGAACCCAACCACGGCAAACUGCCCCCGUGGCGAGGUCUUGGACGAUACGGCAUCCUCGAAGAGCAAUGCGAUGCAGGCGGCACAUGCUCGCAAGACGGCCAGGCCUUCAAGGGCAUCUUCUUCCACCACUUUACAGCAUUCUGCGACCCACUAGACGCUCAAGCAUUCCCUAACUACGCAAAGUUCAACCAAAGCGAGUACAGCAAGGUGAAGGCUGCGCAUGAAAAGGCAUGCCGUGCUUAUCUAGGCUGGACCAAGCACAAUGCGGAUGCGGCACUUGGCACUCGAGACAGCAUGGGCCGGUUUGGUAUGUGGUGGGGAGCCAGCAUCUUUCGUCGCGUCGAGGCGACUCCUGACACGGAUGGAAUCAACCACACGGCCCCCAACGCUACAGAUUACCGGAACAGAGGCACGCCACUGGAUUCCGUAUGGGGUCCCAGAGCUGCGUGGCAGCCCGGAUCGAAAAACCUGCUAGGCCCCUGCACGAAUCCAUCGCCUGGACCCGAAUCGAGCAUCAGGGGUUGCGGGGUCUCUCCAACGGCCAGACCUUUAGGCUUGCAGAUUUUAUGCAGUCAGUCGAGUAUGCAGGCGGGAGAUGCGAAUGAUCGCGGCAGAGGCAGAACGGUAGAAACUCAAGCGGGGGGGUUGGCUCUAUUACGGGCGUAUUGGGAGUUGUCCCAAAGAGCUUUCCCCCACAAAGCUGUCCUGUGUCCAGAAAUGCAGCAGAUCAAAGUCGGAUCAUCUCUCGAGUCCUCAUUGUACAUGGGCGUGGCUGUAGUGACGGCAAUAUCCUGUCCCCCAUGGAGGCGGAUUCCAGAACAGAGCGAGGAAAAUCACACCCCGGACGCAGCAGAGCCAAAGGAAGCAUGUGCCACCAUCGAUGGCCUCGAAGCCUUUUGA